Messenger RNA from Drosophila rhopaloa, 717 nucleotides. RefSeq lists its product as uncharacterized. The record is from RefSeq and is a predicted model, not a curated record. The coding region runs from base 169 to 477 and encodes 102 amino acids. The transcript is spliced from 3 exons. NCBI's taxonomy places the organism in Eukaryota, Metazoa, Arthropoda, Insecta, Diptera, Drosophilidae.
GGGAUGUCGAAAAUAUAUCAAAAUAUCGAUAUAUCGAUGAUAUUUAAAAAAAAAUAUUAUCAUAUUAUAUCAUUAUUUGUAAAUGAUAUUUUGGUCCUUUCUAAUGGUUGGUCACUUUAAAGCCUUAGCCCACGCCGACAAAACUUAAACUUCAACUCAAAACUCAAAAUGAGCGCAAAAAAGUAUUUCACUGAAUUCAAAUCAAACUCAGCAAAAUUAAUUAAAACAAGUGGAAACACAACUAACCUAGCAUCGCACUUAAAAAAUAGGCACAUGGAUGCUUUUCAAAAAUGUUCAAAGAGCACCACAAGAGGAGUACGUGAAAGUCAACCCAGUAUUCAAGCUUCGUUCUUGGCAGAAAAUCAGAAAGCAAAAGAAAAAAACAAAACUGACUCCUUAAUACAAAUGAUUUGUAAAGACAAUAUGCCUGUUAGAAGUGUUGAAAAAGAGGGCCUGAAAGGCAUUGCUAAAACAUGAGUUCCGAACUACAAACUACCAAGUCGAUCGAAGGUAUAUAACCAUAUAACCGAGCGAGUCCUUUUAAAGUCAUUAAGUACAGAUUUCUUUUCCUAGCAUUUCAUAUCAUUUUAUUUGUAUUUUACUUAAUAUGCCUACUUUAAAAAUGUAUAAUUAGAUUUAAGUCGACGGCUUAAUGAAUGUUUAUUUUACUUCAAUUUCUUUAUAUUAUUAGUUUAAAAGUACUUAAAUAAAAGCUUA